This is a messenger RNA of Daktulosphaira vitifoliae (grape phylloxera), 1886 nucleotides long. RefSeq lists its product as uncharacterized. The transcript has 8 exons. Bases 645 to 1268 code for a protein of 207 amino acids. The record is from RefSeq and is a predicted model, not a curated record. NCBI's taxonomy places the organism in Eukaryota, Metazoa, Arthropoda, Insecta, Hemiptera, Phylloxeridae.
UUGGUUUCUAUUUGUAAAAGUUCGAUUGUUGAUAUUUAGCUUUUUUAAAAAUAAAUUUCCCUUGAAAAACAAAAAUAUAUAAAUCGUUAAAAAAUAACGAAUUCAAUUUACUUGUUAAACUAAAUACAUGCAACUAUAUUAUUCUCAUCAAAUAUUUGGUCAAUUAUUCAGGUCAAUUAAUUUGCCAAAAAUUAUGUAUUUGAGAUUUCAAAUAAUUCUGUAUUUUGGACUAAUAUUGUCAACAUCAGCUGAUAUAAAAAUUGAUCAAGUUAUUAAUUAUUUGUCAUCCAAAAAUUUACCACAAGCACAAAAUGCAUUCCAUAAAUGCAUUGCUAAUUUAAACAUAAAUGGUUUUGAACAAAUGAAUUAUGAAGAAUUCAAUCAAUUUUUAAGUAGUCUGGGAGAUGAUAUAAUUUCUCGUGAAAUUCAUCCAAAAGAAAUGAGUCAAAAAAUAAUUGAAUUUUUAAAAUUAGAUAAAUCUAUUAUUACAGAAAAUUUUGAAUAUUGUUGUAUAAUUUUCCACUCAAGUUUGUUUGCAGUAGAAUAAGAAAUUCAAUGUCUUGCGAAUUGACAAGAAAUUAAAUUUAUACUUUAUACUAUUUUCCAUUGUUAUAAUUCAAAUAACAAAAAUUAAUAAAAUAAAAAUGAUUAAAUUAGAAGUAGGUCUUGUAUAUGGUGAGAACAUCGGGUUGUGGUUCUAUCGGCGUCAUAUGGUUCGAGGGUUUAGAACGACAAAGACAAAUGUGUACGAAGGAGAUUUAAACGAAGACGACCGAAACGAUGUACGAAAAUGUAUAGUCGGAGAUAUAAUUAAAAUUAUUUCUGGUAAAAUUCCUCUAGAUGGAGUUGUUCGUGGUAUAAAAUUCUUCAUUUUUGGAUCUGACGAAAUUCCUUUUGCAGAGUAUUGUUGUGCUGCUUUUUACACGUAUUUGGUUUUAGAUGAUUCCAUGUUUUCUGGACUAAUAUUAUCAACAUCAGCAGGUGUUAAACUUAAUAAAGUUAUUAAUUAUUUGUCAUCCAAAAAUUUACCACAAGCACAAAAUGCAUUCCAUAAUUGCAUUGCUAAUUUAAACAUAAAUGGUUUUGAACAAAUGAAUUAUGAAAAAACAAACAAAAACGUCACCCAGCCAUCAGCUAUCCAUAGUGCAAUUAACGUUGAAUCGACUGCCAAAACGCUUCCCAAAGUAAUUGUUCCUUUUGCGUAUGGAAUGUCAAACUCCGCUGCUCUAUUUCCGUUGAGCACUCGAGUAAUAGCACGUAACUGGUAACAUAAAGUGUUGGUUGUCACCUAAACAGGCCAAUACCAACCAAAAAACAAUGAAACAAAUUAAAAACACGCCAGCUCACUGGCCACGAGUCAUCAGACUCAAGAGAUGCGGUACGACUUCAAUCGCGUACACCGACGUAGUGCUCGCAAGGUGCCGGUAGUGCCGGACACGAUUGUUGUCAUUACAUUGAGAGGGGUAAUGCCAACUCGAGCUAUGUGUAACUUUACCGGCUACACGCAUAACUUUUGAACAAAAGCCUUAAGAAAAACCUAAUACGAAUGUCAAACAUCUUUGCAACAUUAUAAUCUAUUUAGUUUUGUAAAACAUGUAAGCCACUAUGUUAAUAGUAUUGUAACAUUAUUAUGUUAUAAAUAAAUCAACCAUAAUUAUAAUAUAAAUGUGUUAAUUUUACUUGAAUAAAUGAUAAAUACUGAAAUGGUAUUUUUUAGCUUUGAUGCGAAGCUGAGAAGGUAUUGGUUCUACUAUGAUGUCUUAGCCUUUCAUUGGGUAUAUUUUUCUUAUAAAUCUGACCCUUUACCUGCCCACAGGGGAAGAUUUAAAAUGACAACUUUUUCACAAAAAAUUAACUUUUUCAAAUUUAUAUUUGAAAGUGUUCCG